AUGCCCACACACAUGGACGCCCUGGGCGCCUUCACCUACCUCGCCGACAACCUCCCCUCCUGGAUCUCCCGACUCGCCGACCUCACAGCUCACACCUCCGCCAAACACGCCGAGUUCGCCGACGCAUACAAGAAGCACUCGACCCCCUCCAAGCCGCGCCGCCGCCGCAACAGCUCCGUCUGCUCGAUCCAGACCGACUCGCUCACCGGAAGCCGCAGCCGCAGUCGCAGCCACAGCAAGGGCGUGAAACGCCGACGGGGGAGCGACGACGGCUCGCCGGACUCACGCGACGCGGACGGCGCCGCGAUCGUCAGUACGCGACACAGCCUGAUUAUACACUACGAUGGAUACACGCAGAAGACGCUGGAGGAGAUGGUGCGGAAUAUUGGGACUGCGCGGAAUAACCUAAGGAAGGGGAAGAUUGCGCAGAUACCGCUGGGUCUGGGUGCGGGGAGGAGGUCGUUGCAGCCUCGGAGUGCCGCCCGCGCUUUGCUUCCGGCGGUCGACUCGGAUAUACCCGAGGGGGAUCUACUGGCUAGUAUAAGGGCGACAAGGAACAGAGGCCCGCCUACGCCGCAGGUCGCGGCGAGACAGUCGCCGUUUGACCUUGCGGAUAAGAAUCUGGAGCUUGCUCAUAGCUUCUGCGAGACGGCGGCGUACCAUUUUCUGAGGGCGGGAGGUUGUGCGUCGGAACUCGAGAGCGUGAAACAGCGGUUUACGGUCCUGCUAAAGCUUGCUACGGAGGAGGUCCAGCGGUUACAAGAGGAGAAAAAGGAACAAGCCGGCAAGGAGGGAAUGGUGGGAAAGGAGGCGGAGCCCAAGGAUACGGCUACGGUUACAGUUACAGAAACGACGGUGUCGCUGAAGCGACCAGCGUCGAGCGAGGGGCCGAUCGAGGUCGACGAUGAGCAGGCCUCGGUGGAAUCGAUUGAUCUGACGGCGUUCCGGGUAGGUCGGUUUCGGCGAUGA
Messenger RNA from Aspergillus mulundensis, 969 nucleotides. RefSeq lists its product as uncharacterized. The transcript has a single exon. The coding region runs from base 1 to 969 and encodes 322 amino acids. The record is from RefSeq and is a predicted model, not a curated record. NCBI's taxonomy places the organism in Eukaryota, Fungi, Ascomycota, Eurotiomycetes, Eurotiales, Aspergillaceae.